AAAUGACUUUAGCUUAUAAAUACUCGCAUAAAGCAAGCAGGCCUGCUAUUCAAAGAGAUUUUGCCGUUGAUUUCAGAUUCACUAGCUUGCCUGUAUUUGAGAAAUUUUCAUAAAAUUCAUCCCAUGUCUUCCUUCACUUCCUGCUUCUAUAGACGCCGCAAAUUUCAACCCAUAUCUACUACUACUAACAUGAAGAAGUACGAUGUGUACUUGAGUUUCUGCGACGAAGACCCUGAUUUUUUUAUUUUGGGUAUCUAUAAGGGCCUUACUUCAGGAAGUGGAAUUAAUGUUUUCUGGGACAAUAAGAGGAUUAAAAGAGGAGAUCAAGAAGUACCAACCUCAGUGUUGAAUGUAAUUGGAGAUUGCAAACUUGUUGUAAUCGUAUUUUCAACAAAUUAUUUUAAUUCAAGAUGGUGUCUUCAAGAAUUGGAAAAAAUAACUGAAUGUUGCCGAACCACAGAUAGUCGUCUCAUGCUUCUUACUUUCUCUUUCUUCUAUAAUGGUGUCCAUCUGGUGUUAGGAUAUCCGGACACUGAUUUUUUUGAAAGAGAGGCUUUUCAUGAUUUUCUUGAUAGAAUCUAUAAAAAAGAAAUCUCCCAACAGGGGGAUAAGUUCAUGAGUUGGGUGGCAGCGAUCAGUCAUAAUAAAGCUAUCACUUAUGCAGGAUCAACAUAUUUGGGACACGUCUUCACAAACAGGAUAGAAAGAGAACAUAUUGAGAAUGUAGUUGAACUUGCUACUCGUGUGAUAACAGAGAAGAGAGACAUGUUCAAUGUUUUCUAUACAGAGAGUUUAAAUUCGCGUGUUCAAGACGUGACUCAACUAUUGAAACAAUCAAAAUCUCCUCUCAUAUUAGGGAUAUGGGGGAUGCCAGGGAUUGGUAAAUCAACCAUUGCCAAAGCCAUUUAUGGUCAGGUUGGUUCCUAUUUUAGGCACAAGUGCUUGAUUGAAAAUGUCAAGAGAUCAGUUCAGAAUAAAACUUAUACUCUAGUUUCUUUACAAGAGAAAAUUAUACUUGAUAUGGCCAGAGAACCUGAAAAUGAUAUAUCUACAAUUGAGUCAGGAAAAGUGAUUUUAAAAGAAAGACUUCAUAGUAAAAGGGUACUUCUUGUACUUGACGAUGUUGAUAAUUUGGAGCAACUGCAUGCAUUGUGUGGAAGUCGUGAGUGGUUUGGUGAAGGUAGCAAAAUAAUCAUCACGACAACGAAUAGGCAACUACUAAAGGAGCAUGGAGCUGACCAUAUAUACAGAGUGAAAGAACUAGACGAAAAUGAAUCGCUUGAGCUUUUUAAUUGGAAAGCGUUCAGCCAAGCAACUUCUCAAGAAGGUUUUGCAGAACUUUCCAGACAGGUAGUUGCUUAUUCUGGGGGAUUGCCUCUUGCUCUUACAGACCUUGGGAUCCAUUUCAAUUCGGAAACAGUAGAUAUCUGGGAGUGUAAGUUGCAUAACUUCACAAGGCAUUUCUAUAAUGGUGUACAGGGAACACUAGAAAGUAGUUUUAAUGAUUUAAAUGAUGAGGAAAAACAAGUAUUCUUUGAUAUAGCAUAUUUCUAUAUCGGGAUAGACCAACAUGAUGUAGUCCAAUCUUUAAAUAGUUCAACACAUUGUACAAAUCUUCUAAUAAGCCUCCUUGAAGACAAAAGCUUUGUAACCAUUGAUGAGAAUAACAAGAUUCAAAUGCAUGUUUUGCUACAAGCCACAGCAGAAGCUAUCAUUACGAGGGAAUCAAGUAAUAAAACUGAUCAGCCAAAGAUGUACGAUGUGUUCUUGAGUUUCAGAGGGGAAGAUAGUCGUGCAAAGUUCAUGUCACAUCUGCAUUCCUCUCUUCAAAAUGCAGGGAUUGAUACUUUCAGAGAUGAUGACGAGAUUCAACGAGGAGAUCAAAUCUCAAUCUCACUGUUGAAAACAAUUGGACAGUCUAGAAUUUCUAUUGUUGUUUUGUCAAAAAACUAUGCUAAUUCAAGAUGGUGUAUGCUAGAGUUGGAGAAGAUAAUGAAAAUUGGCAGAGAUAGGGGUCUGGUUGUUGUGCCGGUGUUCUAUGAGGUGGAUCCCUCAGAUGUACGUCAUCAGAAAGGUCAGUUUGGGAAAGGUUUUGAUGAUCUUACAUCAAAAAUCUCAGUGCAUGAAUCCACAAAGACUCGUUGGCAAAGAGAUCUCUAUGAAAUUUGUGGCAUUGCAGGGUUUGUCCUCAUAGAUUCCAGGAAUGAAAGUGCUGAUAUCAAGAAUAUUGUCGAACAUGUCACUCGUUUGCUAGAUAGGACACAGUUAUUCGUUGCUGAACAUCCAGUGGGUGUAGAAUCUCGUGUGGAAGCUGUGACUAAGCUACUAAACAUCCAAAAAGCAGAAGAUGUUUUACUAAUAGGGAUAUGGGGAAUGGGGGGUACGGGUAAAACAACCAUUGCCAAAUCCAUUUACAACAAAGUUGGGAGAAAAUUUGAGGGAAGGAGCUUUCUUCUGGGUAUAAGGGAAUUUUGGGAGACACAUACUAAUCAAGUUUCACUACAGCAACAGGUACUUUGUGAUGUUUACAAAACAACAGCUUUGAAGAUACGAGACAUUGAAUCAGGGAAAAAUAUAUUGAAGGAAAAACUUUCCAAGAAUAGGGUGCUUUUUGUGCUCGAUGAUGUGGAUGAAUUGGAUCAACUAAAGGCUUUGUGUGGAAACCGUGAAUGGUUUGGUCCAGGAAGUAGAAUAAUCAUUACAACAAGAGAUAUGGAUCUUCUUAGAUCAUGUGGAGUUGAUCAAGUGUAUACAAUAGAAGAAAUGGACGAAAGUGAAUCUCUUGAGCUUUUCAGCUGGCACGCAUUCAAGCAACCAAGUCCGACAGAGGAUUAUGCUACACAUUCAGCAGACGUUAUUGCUUAUUCGGGGAAAUUGCCACUAGCACUUGAAGUCCUUGGGUCCUAUUUGUCUAAUUGUGAAAUAACAGAGUGGCAGAAAGUUUUGGAGAAACUCAAAUGUAUUCCCCAUGACCAAGUACAGAAGAAGCUAAAAGUAAGCUUCGAUGGUUUAAAAGAUUUUACAGAGAAACAAAUAUUCCUGGAUAUAUCUUGUUUCUUUAUUGGGAUGGACAAAAAGGAUGUAACAGCAAUAUUAAAUGGGUGUGGGUUUUUUGCUGAUAUUGGAAUUAAAGUCCUUGUAGAGCGAGCGCUUUUAACUGUUGACAAUAGGAACAAGCUUAGAAUGCAUGAUUUGUUAAGAGACAUGGGCAGACAAAUAAUUUAUGAGGAAUCACCAUCAGAUCCUGAGAAGCGCAGUAGGUUGUGGCGCUGUGAUGAAGUGCAAGAUAUAUUAUCUAGGGAUAAGGGAACAGAAGCUGUCAAGGGACUGGCUUUGGAGUUCCCAAGAAAAGAUUGUCUGGAAACCAAAGCAUUUAAGAAGAUGAAUAAACUCAGAUUGCUUCGCCUCGCUGGGGUGAAGCUUGAGGGAGAUUUUAAAUACCUUUCAGGAGAUCUUAGGUGGCUAUACUGGCAUGGAUUUCCAGAAACCUACACUCCUGCAGAAUUUCAGCAAGGAAGUCUAGUUGCCAUUGAAUUAAAAUAUAGUAAGCUCAACAAAAUUUGGAACACGAGCCAGAUGCUAGAAAAUCUAAAAAAUCUUAAUCUUAGUCAUUCUCUGGAUUUGGCUGAAACCCCAAACUUUUCCUACUUGCCUAAUCUUGAAAAGCUGGUACUCAAAGACUGUCCAAGUUUGUCUACAGUCUCCCAUAGCAUUGGAUCUCUACAUAAACUUCUUAUGUUAAAUUUGACAGACUGCACAGGUCUUCAGACACUUCCGAGAAGCAUCUAUAAAUUAAAGUCUCUAGAAACUUUGAUUCUUUCAGGAUGCUCCAAGAUUGACAAAUUGGAGGAGGAUUUGGAACAAAUGGAAUCAUUGAUUACCUUGAUUGCGGAUAAGACUGGUAUAACAAAAGUGCCAUUUUCAAUAGUGAGAUUGAAAAGCAUCGGAUAUAUUUCUUUAAGUGGCUUUGAAGGAUUUUCUCGUGAUGUAUUCCCUUCUCUAAUUCGGUCUUGGAUGUCGCCAUCAAAUAAUGUGAUAUCCCUAGUUCAAACAUCAGUGUCCAUGUCAUCACUUGGUACUUCAAAAGACCUUCAAAAACUUCGAAUUAUUUGUGCGAAGUGUGAUUCAGAGUUACAACUAACUCGAGAUAUAGCAAGGUUUUUGGAAGUAUUAAAAGCCACAAAUUGUCAGAACUUGGAAGCAAGUGCAAGUUCAACUGCAUCAGAGAUCUCUGAUAUGCAUGCUUCUCCCGUAAGUGAUUGCAUUGGUCAUUUUCGCAAUUUAGGGUCAAAGAAUCACUUGAAAUCUCUCUUAAUUCAAAUGGGAACAAAAUGCCAAAUCUCUAAUGUUGCUGAAGACAGUGUUUUACAGACUGCAGAUGGGACUUGGGAUUUAUUUUUACUCGGCUGUGACAAUAAAUCUGAUUGGCUAACUUUCAGUUGCAAAGGUUGUUCGAUAAUAUUUGAUGUCCCAACAAUGAAGGGGAGUUACCUGAAGAGUAUGAUGUUGUACAUUGUCUAUUACUCUUGCUCGGAAAACAUAACAUCAGAAGGUUUCCAAGGUAUGUUAAUCAUAAAUUACACAAAGACAACCAUUCAUGCAUAUAAAACAGAUACACUAACCUCCUUUGACGACGAGGAUUGGCAGAGCAUAACCUCAAAUCUAGAACCUGGUAACAAAGUGGGGGUUAUGGUUGUUUUUGGGGAGGGUUUCAUUGUUGAGAAGACCAUAGUAUCUCUCUUAUAUGAUGAACCACUAGACAAAGAAAUGGAACGCAGUCAUUUAAUAGACGAGGAGGAUCUUGUUUCUGGCAAUGACAAUAAAAAUGUUAGUGUUUCUUGUGGUGAUAAUGAAGCCAUCAAUCGCUUUGCAGAGGAAAUGGUGAACCACAUGCAGAUCACCAUGUACGGUGGUGGUAUAUAUGCUGAUGCUGUGGGACCAUUACAACUAGUACCACAUGACCCUGACCAGCCUGCAGAGGCAGUAGCUGAGGAGAUUCCUGCAGCUGAAGCAUAUGGUGAUCAGGAGCAACAGGUUCCUCCACCUGAGGGUCAACCUGAGCAGCAGGCAACAGCUGCACCUGAGGCCAUUGGGUCGGCCUUAGGAGCUCAGAUUUUGGAUGCCUUUAGAGAGCUGAGGGCUGAUUUCUUCCAACUAGAGCAGACUGUUACUGCUAGGCUGAAUGCAGUAGAGGUCAGAUUAGUGGUGCUUGAGGAUGCCAUAGCAGAGAUACCACGUGGCUCGAAUUCUGAGUUCACCGCCGUGGAGAGCUAGAUUUACGAUUCUAUGCUCGGGUUUCUUUUGAUGUUGCUUUUUUGUUGUACUGUUGUUAUAUAAUGACUACGGUAUUAGUAUUGUACACCACGAAGUCCUUUUCGUAGUACUUGAAUCUUUUGAUCUUAUAUGAUAUCAGUUGUUUCUUCUA
Messenger RNA from Trifolium pratense (red clover), 5425 nucleotides. RefSeq names its product disease resistance protein Roq1-like. Gene Ontology annotation, molecular function: ATP hydrolysis activity; ADP binding. The record is from RefSeq and is a predicted model, not a curated record. NCBI's taxonomy places the organism in Eukaryota, Viridiplantae, Streptophyta, Magnoliopsida, Fabales, Fabaceae. Gene Ontology annotation, biological process: defense response; signal transduction. The coding region runs from base 124 to 5274 and encodes 1716 amino acids. The transcript is spliced from 7 exons.